GAGAGAGAGAUGAGCAUCGCUCUGCUGAAGGAUCAGCUGCACAGGGCCUCACAGGAGGGCGACGAGCCCACGGCGGAGCUGCUGCUGGAGCUGCAGGAGGUCAAAGGUGAAGCGGCCGCCACCAAAGAGAAGCUGAGGAGCUCCCGGGAGCACAGCCUCAAACUGCAGGAGGAGAUCGAGGUCAGAGACGCGUGCAUCGCUGAGCUGAAGGACAAAGUUCAGGAGCUCCAGACCGCUUUGGCCAAAUCCAGCGAGGAGCCGCUACAACAAGAGAAAAAGAAAGGAGGCAGCAGAGAGCAUCAUGGGAUGGACAAAAGCAGGAGCUCCUCGUCCUGUGUGGACGUGUGUGUGCAGACGGAUCCGUCCGGAGCCCAGGAGCUGCAGGAGGUGAUGCUGGGAUACGAGGAGAAGAUCGCACAGAUGCAGGAGCUGCACGCGGCUGAGAUCCUGGACAUGGAGGCCAGACACAUCUCUGAGAGCGAGAGCCUGAGGAGAGACAGCCAGCAGCUGGAGGACGAGUGCAGAGCGCUCAGACACAAGCUCAGGACCGCGCAGGCUCCGUCAGUGAGGUCUGAACACUCAGCCGUCUCUCCGUUUAAAGACGGAUACGCCAGUGACAGCAGUUCAGACUGGAGUCAGCGCGUGGGUUUCGAUCUUCCUCACCUGCAGCAGGAGUCCCGCAGCACACCUGAAGGAGCGCACAGAGACGUGGAUCCGGACGUCCUGCCAGACAGGGUCAAGAGCCUGCUGCGUGAGGUGCAUCAGGAGGGCAUGCAGGUGCUGUCGCUGUCUGAGCUGCCGCUGUCUGAAGCGGAUCGACCUCCUCCUCAGAGCUGGAGCAAAGAGAGAGACGCCCUCAUCAACACCGUCGAGUCCCUCAAGCUGCUCAUCAGCACACUGCAAAGCGGCACCGACACACAGGUGGAUGGCGACUGGAGAGCGGAGCUGCUGUCGGCUGUUCAGCAGGUGUUUGUUCAGGAGCGAGACGUGCUGAAGAACGUCUUAUACUCUCAUCUGGAGCGACUGGACACGGCUGACGCUGUCAUUCAUCUCAGCCAGCUGGAGAGAGCGCUAGCGGAGCAGGACGCGAGGCACAGGGAGCUCAUGGGAGCGCUGUGCGCCACAGACAGAAGCAGCCUGCGCUCAGAGAUCCAGCAGCUCAGAGCUCAGCUCACACAGCGCCACCAUCAGGACGCCGCCGGAAUGGAGAGCGAGAGCGAGGCCGAGCAGAUGCCAGGCGGUGCUGCGGUGGGAUGCGGCUCUGAUCGACUGAACCAGGCUAAACUAGAGCUGGAGAGCGCUCUGAAAUCACAACACAAACACCUGAAAGAGCUCGACGCACUCAGGGCCGAGGUCUCACUGAAGGCCGCUGAAGUCGAUGCAUUGAACGACAGACUGGCACUCGAGCAGAAGAGAGCCAGAGAGCUGCAGUGGGCCUUCGAGAAGGAGAAACGCAAGUCUGACAGGAAGGAGGAGACCGAGAGAGAGGAAGUGGAGGAGCUUAAACUGGCUCUGGAGGAGCAGGCGCGGGAGGCCAGCGUCUCUGCAGAGCUGCAGGUUCAGUUAGACGCUCAGAGAGCUCGAUCGGCAGAGCUCAGCAGCGCUCUGGAGAAACAGAAGGAGCUGAACGCACAGCUGCUGCAGCGCUUCCAGACGAGCUCCACGUCAAACCCGCAGGAGUCUGACAUACAAAACACUCUCAUGCAGACAGAGGCCACCUGCAGCCAGGUGGAGGCCGGGGUUCUCUCUGUGGAGUCUCUCCUGCAGACGCUGCAGACGCAGCUGGCCGAGAAGCAGACGCAGGUGGUGCAGAUGAUGGAGGAACUGGAGAGACAGAAGCUGGAGGCAGUGCAGUGCAAACGACAGUGGGACGAGGAGAAAUCUGCCCUCACGCAGGACCAGAAUGCAUUGCAGACGGCACGCGACAGCCUGAGCAGCCUGGAGAGACGGGCGUCCGAGCUGCGGGCGGAGCUGGAUGCGGAGAGAGACAGCGUGAGGAGGCUGGAGAGAGAGAGAGACAGACUGCAGGAGACCGUGAGACAGCUGGAGGACAGACUGAGAGCGCUGGAGAACAAGAGCGUGAGAUUGGACGCCCGGCCGCAGGAUCGAACCCGUGACUGGGUGUUGCAGACGGGAGACGCUCUGACUCUGGAGUCCAGCACAACGUCCCUGCGUAAGAGUUCAGACCCAAAACACGUGGACAACAUCAUCCUCAGCAGACUGCAGCUCAUCGCCGCCAAGAUCAACAGCCUGACCAGCAAAACCCCGGGCAGGUUAUCUGGGGAAGCGCCGGAUCGGGACAGUCUAGCAUGGCUGCACAGUAAUGUACAGGAUGUGAUGUCACUGUUACAGCAUAUCCCAUCAGCCCCCUCUGCUCUCCCGGAGAGCGCCGCUCUGUUGGCAGGAGGAUCAUCCAGUCUGCUGAACGAGCGUUUGCUCAGGCAGAACGCAGAGCUCACGGGAUUCGUCAGCCGACUGACGGAAGAGAAGAACGACCUGCGAAACCAGUUACUGAAGCUGGAGGAGGAGCUGCGCAGAUACAGACUGAAGAAAACCACCACCGAGAGCGUGAGUGAAUCAAUGAAUGAAUCAGCGUCGAGCCGGGCUGCGGUGGAGCGUCAGGAGCUGGUGUUAUUCUCUAGCGAGCGAGAGUCUUGGGCUCAGGAGAGGAAUCGUUUGGAGAAGUCUCUCCGUCAGGCCGAGGCAGAACUGAUCCGUCUGAGAGGAGAGAUUCGCUCCGAUACGCUGCGGGAUCUGACCGGAGCUGAUCUGGACAACACGGCCCUCAGGAGGAUGUAUGGGAAAUACCUGCGCGCCGAGAGCUUCCGGAAGGCCCUGAUCUAUCAGAAGAAGUAUCUUCUGCUGCUGCUGGGAGGAUUUCAGGAGUGUGAGGAGGCCACGCUGUCUCUGAUCGCCCGGAUGGGUGGCUUCCCUGCACACACCUGUCUGGAGUCUGUGGGGGGUCAGCGCAGGGGCUUCACACGCUUCAGAUCGGCCGUGCGCGUCUCCAUCGCCCUCUCCAGGAUGAGGUUUCUAGUGAAACGAUGGCAGCGAGCAGCUGGAGGAACCGCGACGGUCAGCAGAAACGGCAUCACUCAGAUCACAGGUGCUGAUGUGAGGAACGAGUCGUCGUAUCUUCAGCCCGGCGGUGUGGAGGUGUUCAGAGAGAGACGAGCGAGCAGCCGCGGACGCACGGGACGAGACUCUCCUCGCUCCGCCGCAUCGCUCCAGCACAGGUUUCACACGAUGGCCGGUGAUGCCGGAGGUUUACCGUGUUCACACCUGCAGAACUACGACCCCGACCGCGCGCUCACCGACUACAUCUCCCGUCUGGAGGCCCUGCAGAGACGACUGGGGAGUGUGCAGUCAGGUUCCUCUUCGUCCGCUCAGUUGCACUUUGGAGUCAGAAGAUGAAGGUCUUCAUUUACAUUGAACUGGCUUGAAGAAACUCAGUUGCCUUCUCUUGUGCUGAGCUGCUGUGCUUUUGUGUUCUGAUGAUAAACCUGUACAAUUCUGUGGGACCAAAACCAUGUCUGUUUUCUGUUUUCUGUGUGUGUGAAUCAUCUUAUAAUCAAGCUUCCGUUGAAACCGCUUCAACGUCUGUACAUUAGUUCUACCUUAUUUGUUGUUAAAGGAAAACAAUCACGUUACUGUAUAUUUGUGGAAUGCUAAUUUAAGUUGAUUAAUUUAAUGGAGACGUGUUGAGAGAGUUUGGACCAGGACGGCUGCUAUCGGACUCUGGAUAACACGGCGCUUUACUCGUCACAAACGAGCCUCGUUAAGGCUUUCUUCGGGCUGGAACUCGUGGCUGUGUUAUCAGAUACUCUACACUGUGUUUUAUUCGCUCGCUCCCAUGAAAAGACCACAGAAGACAUUUGUAGAAGACAUAUUUUUGUAAAGGUUGGAGCUUCGGAUUUUAUGGGAUUUUGUCAAAACUCAAAUAAAGAUUAAUAUAAUAUUUGAAAACUGCCUUCGACUCUGCGUCUCUUUUUCUG
Messenger RNA from Sinocyclocheilus rhinocerous, 3995 nucleotides. RefSeq names its product A-kinase anchor protein 9-like. The coding region runs from base 10 to 3414 and encodes 1134 amino acids. The record is from RefSeq and is a predicted model, not a curated record. The transcript has 21 exons. Gene Ontology annotation, biological process: signal transduction. Lineage: Eukaryota; Metazoa; Chordata; Actinopteri; Cypriniformes; Cyprinidae. Gene Ontology annotation, molecular function: molecular adaptor activity.